CACGACUUCCUCUAUAUUUAAGCCUCACAAAGGGCCCCUUAAUUCAUUUCCGCAGAGGGUCCAGCAUCUAUAUCAAACCGUGUGAGAAAACCCAGAAGUAGUGCAUGAAAAUGUGGGGUAUACCAGGUGUUCUGUCCAUCCUGCUGUUCGCCUUCUUCACAUACGGUGACACAUUGAAAUUCCCAUUCCAUCCAUCCAAUGAACAUGCAAGUGUCUUCCAAUUGGAGAAGAUGGUAUCAGCUGUGAUAGGAAAAAAUCAAGAACUCUCAAACGAGAUCGCGCAACUAAAGCUCGUUGCUGAAAACCUGAAACAAGAAAACGAAGACCUGAGGCAUAACAACGGGAUCCUUGGCCAAAAGUACGAGCGCCUAAGGUACGACCACGAAAGCUUGAAGUCUUGGGUUCAGGGAAAUUCCGACGAAAGAGAUCAGAUAAAGAAUACAAAUAUGAUGGAAAGCAGAUUGGAAUACAUGGAAGCCCUCUCGCUGCAAAUCACGCCCCGAAGCUGCCAAGCUCUGGCAAAUCUUGGAGUCUCGAAGACAGGAACGUACCUUGUGGAUCCAGACGGUGCUCUCAUCGGUGAAUCACCCAUCAAAGUCCUCUGUGACAUGGAAGCAGACCCAGUGACCACUGUCGUUCUACACGACUCGAUGGAAAGCACGCACGAAGCAUUCUCGAAGCAGAUGGCCUCUUUGAUCGAUCAGUCAGAUUCAUGCGAGAAACAACACGGUGGACUGGUUUGCAGGGGUGAGGCUCCCCGACCGGAAAAUCCAGCAACAUCCUGCUCGUCUCUGCGCCGAGCUGGGAACACUCGCACGGGAUACCACCUCAUCAGCAGGAAAAAAGGACGAUUGGAUGUCGUCCUUUGCCAGAUGGAUUUGGACGAGACGGAUCCCAAAUUUCAAAUGGAGACCAGUGCUCUCAUUCAAGACGGAGCAGUUAUUUUCGAUGCCUUCAGACGAUCUGACUACAUCACCGAAAACUCAGUAAUUAGGUAUGAGUCGACGGAGGUAAACAUCGGCGAUGCCAUGGACCCGAACACCGGUGUUUUUACUGCACCCAUAGCCGGAAUCUACUCUUUCUCCUUUCAUUAUUACACUGACGAUUUUGGCCUUGUCCAUAUCAGGCAAAACGAGCUUGUGAAAGCGGCAAUGUACACUUUCUAUACGAGUGAUCUGGGCGAACACGACGUGCCGGGGCAAUCCGUCGUUCUUCAACUUGCAGAGGGCGACACAGUAGACGUCUACUUAUUUUUCGGAAAAGCUAUGUCGAACACGGACCGUUACGUCCACUUUGUGGGUCACAUGUUAACUCCCCUGUAAAACCACAAACAUUGCCAAUCCUUCGAUUCCUUGCGUCCGUUUUAAUUGCCGGCUUUAAUAUUUCUCCCGUCAAUCUCUAUUCUGCUCCGAAAUCAGCUUCGUAGUCGUUGCCGAACGUCGACGUGUUUCGCUGCGGCCAGCAAAAUCCUGAAUUAAGAAUCGGUUGUGGCUGAUGAAAUCAUCACUACACGUAGAUUUUCGCUUUAGAUGAAUAUGCUGCAAACCUAAGGCGUAAAUGAUUCUUGAACGCCGCUUUGUUGUAUUCGAUCAUAAAAUACUAAGAGAUGUUGCCCUUUUGUCGCAUGGCAUCUCUUCUAUUCCUUGUCGUAGGGGAAAUUGAGUACAUGUAAAUGCAUGCGUUUGUGUUCUCAAAUAUUUGUAAAAAAAAUAAAUGGUACGCAAGAAAUUCGAAUGAAGAG
Molecule: messenger RNA, 1741 nt
Organism: Darwinula stevensoni
Lineage: Eukaryota; Metazoa; Arthropoda; Ostracoda; Podocopida; Darwinulidae
Source: the annotation of a GenBank genome assembly